This is a messenger RNA of Trifolium pratense (red clover), 1392 nucleotides long. Its product is annotated as cytochrome c-type biogenesis ccda-like chloroplastic protein. The transcript is spliced from 12 exons. NCBI's taxonomy places the organism in Eukaryota, Viridiplantae, Streptophyta, Magnoliopsida, Fabales, Fabaceae. The record is from RefSeq and is a predicted model, not a curated record. Gene Ontology annotation, biological process: cytochrome complex assembly. The coding region runs from base 208 to 1245 and encodes 345 amino acids. Gene Ontology annotation, cellular component: membrane.
GGGGACUAAUUUGGUAUCAUCAAAAUUUGUGUGGAAAAUAACACAGCUCGCGGUGGACACUAAACCAAUCAAAUUAAGGCAUAAGCACAUCACAUUUGACAUACCCUUCCUUCCUUCCUUCAUCGGUUCAGUUCCGUGUUCCAAUUUAAGACAGUAACACACUCAUCUCAAACAUUUCAUUUUCAGCUUAUUCAAAUUUCAAUUCAGAUGAGUUUGAUUAUGAGCUACUGCAGCAGUAACGCUCUUCGCCUUCAAUCUUGCACAAUCACAAAUUGCAAUCUUCACCAUCAUGGCAGGCAUAUUGUUCCCACCAAUGCGCACAAAAAACCUGCUGAAAAUGAAAUUUCUCUUCAGUCAAAGUUGAAGAUUAAUGGCAACAGUAUUAUGACAUUCAUUGGUGGAAUCACAGUGGCACAAUUGUUUGCUCCGGCCACUGCAAAAGCUGAAAUGGCUGCUUCUGUUUUUACUUUGGCUGAUGGAGGUCUCGGUGACUGGUUUGGAGGCAUUCUAUUUUCAGCGGGACAACAGGCCAAUGAAGCAGUUCUGGACCAACUAUCGUCCCUAAGCUUCACUAGUUUGGCUGUAAUUUAUGGGGCAGGACUUGUAACCAGCCUUUCUCCCUGUACACUUAGUGUGUUACCGCUGACUCUCGGUUAUAUUGGGGCAUUUGGCUCUGGUAAAAGCAAAGGACAGGUUAUUGGAGAUUCCAUUGCAUUUUCCUUGGGUCUCGCAACCACGUUAGCACUUCUGGGUGUGGGAGCAUCAUUUGCAGGAAAGGCUUAUGGACAGAUUGGCCAAGGAUUACCUUUGGCUGCUUCUGGUUUGGCUGUAAUUAUGGGUCUGAACCUUCUUGAGAUAAUUGAGUUACAGCUCCCCUCGUUCUUCGAAAGUUUUGAUCCACGUUCAGUGGCUGCCAAUUUUCCAUCAAGUGUGCAAGCAUACCUUGCUGGGCUUACAUUUGCAUUAGCUGCCUCACCCUGCAGUACACCUGUUCUUGCUACUCUUCUGGGAUAUGUCGCUGCAUCUAAGAAUCCAGUGAUCGGAGGCAGCUUGCUUUUGACAUACACAACGGGUUACAUUUCUCCCUUACUUUUGGCUGCAUCUUUUGCUGGAGCAUUACAGAGCUUGCUUUCAUUUCGCAAGUACUCAGCAUGGAUCAACCCUAUAAGCGGAGCAAUGCUGUUAGGAGGCGGUGUAUAUACCUUCUUAGAUAGGCUCUUCCCAGCCACAACAAUGGCAAUGUAGAAAAUCAUGUAGCUCUUUAACAUGUAGUGAUGAUAUUUUACUUGAAAGUUGAAACUGUUGUGUGUAUAUAUCAUACGACUAACUACUCUUAAAAGAUAAAUUCAAAUAAGAGGGAAUCGUUCAUCUUGUUGACCCUCAGAUUCAAAA